GCGCAGACCCGCGCACCCCGCGGCCGCAGCAGGGCCCAGCGCCGCCUCGCCAGCUCCAGGGCCCGGCCCGGCCCGGCGCCGCGCACCCGGGGCGACUCGCGCUCCGCGCUCCGCCGCCGGCGAUGGCCCCGCUCGCGCACGUCUUUUUCCUCUGCUGCCUGGAGCAGGCGCUGGGCAGCUACCCGAUCUGGUGGUCCCUGGCCAUGGGGCCCCAGUACUCGGCCCUGGGCACGCAGCCCAUCCUGUGCGCCAGCAUCCCUGGGCUGGUCCCCAAGCAGCUGCGCUUCUGCCGGAACUACGUGGAGAUCAUGCCCAGCGUGGCAGAGGGCGUCAAGGUGGGCAUCCAGGAGUGCCAGCACCAGUUCCGGGGCCGCCGCUGGAACUGCACCACCGUCAGCCGCAGCCUGGCCAUCUUCGGCCCCGUGCUGGACAAAGCCACCCGGGAGUCAGCCUUCGUGCACGCCAUCGCCUCGGCCGGCGUGGCCUUCGCUGUGACGCGCUCCUGCGCCGAGGGCGCGCCUGCCGUCUGCGGCUGCAGCAGCCGCCACCAGGGCUCCCCGGGGGCCGGCUGGAAGUGGGGUGGCUGCAGCGAGGACAUCGAGUUCGGCGGAAUGGUGUCUCGGGAGUUUGCCGACGCGCGGGAGAACCGGCCUGACGCCCGCUCAGCGAUGAACCGGCACAACAACGAGGCGGGGCGCCAGGCCAUUGCCAGCCACAUGCACCUCAAGUGCAAGUGCCACGGGCUGUCGGGCAGCUGCGAGGUGAAGACCUGCUGGUGGGCACAGCCCGACUUCCGUGCCGUUGGGGACUUCCUGAAGGACAAGUACGACAGCGCGUCCGAGAUGGUGGUGGAGAAGCACCGUGAGUCCCGCGGCUGGGUGGAGACGCUGCGGCCACGCUAUACCUACUUCAAGGCGCCCACGGAGCACGACCUGGUCUACUACGAGGCCUCGCCCAACUUCUGCGAGCCCAACGCCGACACUGGCUCGUUCGGCACGCGCGACCGCGCCUGCAAUGUCAGCUCUCCGGGCAUCGACGGCUGCGACCUGCUGUGCUGCGGCCGCGGGCACGACGCGCGCACCGAGCGGCGCCGGGAGAAGUGCCACUGCAUCUUCCACUGGUGCUGCUACGUCAGCUGCCAGGAGUGCGCGCGUGCCUACGAGGUGCACACCUGCAAGUAGUCAGGCCGUGGCAGCCCCAGGGCGGGG
Messenger RNA from Talpa occidentalis (Iberian mole), 1208 nucleotides. RefSeq names its product Wnt family member 3A (gene WNT3A). Gene Ontology annotation, molecular function: frizzled binding; cytokine activity. Lineage: Eukaryota; Metazoa; Chordata; Mammalia; Eulipotyphla; Talpidae. The transcript is spliced from 5 exons. The record is from RefSeq and is a predicted model, not a curated record. Gene Ontology annotation, biological process: neuron differentiation; canonical Wnt signaling pathway; cell fate commitment. Bases 123 to 1181 code for a protein of 352 amino acids. Gene Ontology annotation, cellular component: extracellular region.